AAAAAUCCAAAAAGAAAAAAAAACUACCCUAAAAUCUCAGUUCCACAGUGUUGCCGCACAAUCCCUGAAAGAAAUCCGUUAGCUUUCGAUUUUUUUUCUCGGGAGCCAAACAGCCUCCAAGAAAGUCCGAGAAAAAAAAAAUCAAGAAGUCUCUUUCAGGGUCUCUUUACCUCUGGGAAAAAAUGCGGCGGAGAACGUGAGGCGAGAAAACUAUUAUGUCGGUUGUGGAGAAGAAGAAGAAGGACGGCAGCCCAGUUUCUCCAUUGAAGAAACGGCGAGCGAGCUGGUCAGACCUUUGGCUGAGCCACCGCCAUUACCAGGCCUCGCCGCCGCUCAAGUAUGUCGCUUUGACCGAGAAGUUUCAGUCUCUGACUCCACCGAUCUCGAAAUCCAAAACCCUUUUCCCAGAUUCCUCCAAGUCCGACCUUACGUUACUCUUACCCGACGAAACUCUCCUCAGAAUCCUCGCGAAGGUCCCGGCAUCUCACCGGAAGAAUCUCUCUCUUGUCUGCAAGAGAUGGCUUAAACUACAUGGUCGUCUGGUACGGUCUCUGAAGGUGUCGGAUUGGGAGUUUCUUUUGUCGGGUCGGCUGAUUUUGAGGUUUCCUAAUCUGGAAAACAUUGAUUUGGUAAGUGGAUGCCUGGUUUCGCCGCGAAAUUCAGGUAUUUUAGUUAACAAAGGUUUCGUUUCGUUCAAUGUUGAUCUCGGGUCUUUCCCGAAACGGAGAUUCGUUGAGGAAAAUUUGCUGUCUGCUGAAAUGGUCGAUAAAGGGCUGAGAACUCUUGCGGAUGGCUGCUCGAAUCUCAGGAAACUUGCAGUGACCAAUGCUAGUGAGUUAGGGCUUUUGAGUGUAGCGGAAGAGUGCUCGAUGUUGCAAGAACUCGAUCUGCACAAGUGCAGUGAUAGUGUUUUGUUAGGAAUUGGUGCGUUCGAGAAUCUUCAGGUCUUAAGAUUAGUGGGAAAGGUCGAUAAUUUGUACAACUCUCUAGUUUCGGAUAUCGGUUUGAUGAUUUUGGCUCAAGGGUGCAAGAGACUGGUGAAGCUCGAGCUUGUCGGGUGUGAGGGUGGAUUCGACGGGAUAAAAGCCAUUGGAGAGUGUUGCCAAAUGCUCGAGGAACUCGCUAUUUGUGAUCACAGGAUGGAGGCUGGUUGGCUUGGAGGCCUGCGAUACUGCGAGAAUCUUAAGUCACUAAGAAUCACGUCGUGUAAAAGGAUAGAUCAUGAUCCCGCCGGACAAGACAAGUUCUUGCACCGUUGUCCUGCUCUGGAGCGGUUGCAUUUGCAGAAGUGCCAGUUGAGGGAGAAGAACACGAUAGGGGCAUUGUUUAGGAUCUGUGAAGCAGCAAGAGAGGUGAUUUUCCAAGAUUGUUGGGGACUGGACGACGAUGUCUUCAGCUUGGCAGCUGCUUUCAGGAGAGUGAAGCUUCUAUCACUGGAAGGAUGCUCAUUGCUGACAACACCGGGUCUGGAGUCUGUGAUUCUACAGUGGCGGGAGCUCGAACAUCUGAAAGUGGCAUCAUGUAAGAAGAUAAAAGAUGAAGAAAUCUCGCCGUCUCUCUCAACCUUGUUCUCUGCCUUGAUAGAACUGCAAUGGAGUCCAGACACAAGAUCCCAUCUCGCUUCAAGGCUACAAGGAACCGGAAUCGGAAGCAAAGGUGGAAAAUUUUUCAAGAAAACAUGAAUAUUCAUUCUCCAAUGGCCUCGUAAAGUCAGACAAGCCACAUGGUUAUGCUCUUCUUCCAUUCGAUUGACACACGCAUGAAGACAGCUUCUUUUUUUUAACUCUCUAUAUGCCACGAACAUAUUCAUGAAACAAGCUAACUUCUUUUGUUCUGUUUCCUUGUUUUUUCUGUGUAAAAACCGUCGUUGUAGUCUCUAGUGCUUAGCCGCUCUGUUCUUCCAGAGAUAUUUAGUUUCUGAAACUUCUAUGGUUCUUCGUUUUCCUUUGUCGGCAUUGAACAAACUUUGCCACGUUAAUGUACAAUAUUACAUUGAAAUUGA
Molecule: messenger RNA, 2002 nt
Organism: Tarenaya hassleriana
Lineage: Eukaryota; Viridiplantae; Streptophyta; Magnoliopsida; Brassicales; Cleomaceae
Product: F-box protein At5g07670
Exons: 2
Coding region: 216-1682 (488 amino acids)
Biological process (GO): SCF-dependent proteasomal ubiquitin-dependent protein catabolic process
Cellular component (GO): SCF ubiquitin ligase complex
Molecular function (GO): protein binding
Source: RefSeq, a predicted model, not a curated record